AUGCUCACGAGCCCCGGCGUGGGGCACGUCGCCCCGGUGGCCGAGCUCGCCAGGAGACUCGCCGCACACCACGGCUUCACCUCCACGAUCGUCACCUACACCAACCUCUCCUCGCCAACGAACUCUUCCGCGCUGGCCACCCUCCCACCGGGCGUCUCCACCACCGCGCUCCCGGAGGUGCCCAUCGACGACCUCCCCGCCGACGCGCACAUCGUGACCCGCAUCCUCAUCGUCGUCCAGCGCACGCUCCCGCACCUCCGCGCGCUGCUCCGUUCCCUUCUCGACUCUCCCGCCGGCAUCACGGUCUUCCUGACCGACAUGCUGUGCCCAGCAGCGCUCGCCGUUGCCCAAGACCUCGGCGUGCCGCGAUACGUCUUCUACACGUCGAGCCUCAUGGCGCUGUCCUCGAUGCUCGGCGCCCCAGAGCUCGUCAGAACCACCACAUGCGAGUUCCGCGACCUCCCAGAGCCCGUCAUCUUCCCGGGGUGCCUGCCGCUGCACGGAGCCGACCUCGUCGAACCCCUCCAGGACCGUGCCGACCCCGUGUACGACCUCCUGGUCGACCUGUGCCUCGACUACCUCCGCGGCGACGGCUUCAUCGUCCACACCUUGAACGCCAUGGAGCACGAGACUCUGGAGGCGCUCAAAGAUCUUUCCGACAAGGGCGUGUACCCUCCGGCCUACGCCGUCGGCCCGUUCCUCCGCUCCUACUCCGACAAGUCCGCCGAGCACAACUGCAUGCAGUGGCUGGACGGGCAGCCGGACGAGUCGGUCUUGUACGUGUGUUUUGGCAGCGGCGGCACGCUCUCCAGCACGCAGACCGCGGAGCUGGCAGCUGGGCUGGAGGCGAGUGGGCAGAGGUUCCUGUGGGUUGUGCGGCUCCCCAGCGACAAGGACAGCUGCGGGAGCUACUUUGGCCCCGGGGACCAUGUCGACGACCCGCUGAGCUACCUGCCGGAGGGGUUCACGGAGAGGACAAGGGGCACCGGGCUUGUCGUGCCGCAGUGGGCGCCGCAGGUGGAGAUCCUGGGCCACCGCGCUGUGGGGGGGUUCCUGUCGCACUGCGGGUGGAACUCGUCGCUGGAGACGGUGUCCUCCGGCGUGCCGGUGCUAGCAUGGCCGCUAUUCGCCGAGCAGAGGAUGAACGCCGUGAAGCUAGAGCACGUCGGUCUGGCGCUGCGAGUGAGCGCCCGGGUGGACCGGGUGGUGCCGCGGGAGGAGGUGGCCGCGGUGACGAGGGAGCUGAUGGUGGGCGAGAAGGGCGCCAUGGCGCGGAAGAAAGCGCGUCAGCUGCAGGCGGAGGCUUCGAAGGCGUCGGUACCAGGCGGGCCAGCUCACCAGGCGCUCGCUGCCGUCGUCGACAUGUGGAAGUGUGCUCCUUCAAGUCCCGCCGUUGCAGCUGGUGGACUGUGA
Molecule: messenger RNA, 1413 nt
Organism: Miscanthus lutarioriparius
Lineage: Eukaryota; Viridiplantae; Streptophyta; Magnoliopsida; Poales; Poaceae
Source: the annotation of a GenBank genome assembly